Gambusia affinis (western mosquitofish) is the source of this 2543-nucleotide messenger RNA. Its product is annotated as NIPA-like protein 2. Gene Ontology annotation, biological process: magnesium ion transport. The record is from RefSeq and is a predicted model, not a curated record. Gene Ontology annotation, cellular component: membrane. Bases 407 to 1501 code for a protein of 364 amino acids. Gene Ontology annotation, molecular function: magnesium ion transmembrane transporter activity. Lineage: Eukaryota; Metazoa; Chordata; Actinopteri; Cyprinodontiformes; Poeciliidae. The transcript is spliced from 11 exons.
ACCUGUCGUAAUUUUUUUACACUAGAAAUGCUUAUGUCAAAUUCAUUGCUACCAAAACAUUUAGAAACAAUUGUGCUGCUAUGGUUAAAAAAAAUAUUUUAUUGUGCACUCAAAAUUCUUCUGCAUUCUCCGUAAGAAUGAAGACGUGAUAAUUUGAUCCAGAAAUCGCAAUCAUCGCGUCUUAUUUGUGAUUUUGCGUUUGAGAGUUCAAUUUUCCCAGCCGCACUUGAACUCAUCACAAACUCCUGAUCCGGGUUGACAUCAGAGGUGAACUUUUCCUCUUGAGUUUCGACUGGAGCGACUCCGGACGUGGGAUGCUUUGGGGGUCGUUUAGAGAGACAAGGAUGUGAUGGGAGCGGCAGUUCUAACGGAGGAACAUUUCCUUGCUACGUGAUAAGGGAGAAAAAUGGAGAAUUCAAGCGAUUUCAACGCGACUGUUCCUUUAAUUUCCGCCGAAGCUCUGCGAGCGCAGAUUGUUGAGAAUCCGCUCCAGAACUAUCUCCUGGGAAUCAUCAUGUCCAUAUGUGGGAAUCUCCUCAUCAGCGUUUCACUCAACAUACAGAAAUACGCCCAUGUCCGACAGGCUCAGCGUGGCUCCAAGCCGUAUUACACGUCUGGGAUGUGGUGGUCUGGUGUCGUCCUGAUGGGUGUCGGGGAACUGGGGAACUUUGCAGCUUAUGGUUUUGCCCCAGCAUCGCUGAUUGCCCCACUGGGCUGUGUGUCUGUAAUAGCCAGCGCUGUUAUAUCUGUGGUUUUCCUCAAGGAGACGGUUCGAGCUUCUGAUGUAGUUGGUGGCAGCCUGGCCAUAACUGGAACAUACCUCCUGGUGACCUUUGCCCCCCACGCAUCCACACACAUCACAGCUCAUCUGGUCCAGUACUACGCCAUCAGCUGGCACUUCCUGCUUUACCUCUUCAUCGAGGUCGUCCUGUUCUGCAUUCUGCUCUAUCUGUACAAGAGGAGGGGUGUGAAGCACAUUGUCAUUGUGAUGCUGCUGGUGGCCCUGCUCGCCUCCCUUACGGUCAUCUCGGUCAAAGCCGUGUCCGGGAUGAUCACAGAGUCGAUAACGAGCCAGCUGCAGCUCAUCUACCCCAUCUUCUACGUCAUGCUCGUCGUCAUGGUGGCCUCCUGCGCUUUCCAGAUCAAAUUUCUCAAUCAGGCAAUGAAAAUGUUUGACGCCACAGAGGUGGUUCCCAUCAACUUUGUGUUUUUCACUGCGAGCGCCAUUAUUGCAGGGAUAAUAUUUUACCAGGAAUUUGAAGGCUUGGCUUUGCUGAAUAUUUUUAUGUUCUUAUUUGGCUGUCUUCUGUCCUUCAUCGGCGUUUUCCUGAUAGCCAGAAACAGACCAAAGAUAAAGCAACAAGAUCGCACUUUUAUUCCAAUGGACAAGAUUCCUGGGAGAAGGAACACAGACAAAGUGCAGCCCGAGGCAAAGACCCAAACAUACGGAUCACUGGCAGCCAAACUCAUGUGCAACAGAGGCGGCCAAACAGACGACUGACAGGAGGCCUCUCCGUCUGUCAGGACUGCUGCUUUACUCAGUUUGGGAGUGAGCUCAGAUUUUACAGAGUUCAACAAAAUGUCUUGUUAAAAACAGCACAAAUUUAGAAAAGAAACAUUCCUCUGAAUAACGGUCACCACUGUCUGGAAUAUCCUGAUGAGGAAAGAUGAUUUGGAAAUUAAAUUAAACUCUUCAUGAUGGCACUAAAACGUCAGAUCCUUCAUUGGCUGCAAUAAGAUCCGAAAAAGGAUAUAAACAGGUUUUUACAGACCUGAUGUCUCAAGUCUAUGAAUCAAAAUAAGUGCACUACUGCCCUCUAGUGGUAGAAAAAGAACACCUGAUUGCACUUAUCCUUUAAUGAUCAAAUGUAAAUUUACAUAAUUUAAAAAGAGGAAAAGUAAACUCUAAAGUAUUGUCUUCUUUUUCCUUACUUGUAUAAUGUAAAUACUUUGUUUAAAAGCACCACCCUCUUUUCUAACUCACCUUAGAAGCACCAGAGUGAAUCUUCACCGCCCAUCUUCACCUCGGAUAAACCUCAGACUGCACGCCUGGCUGAGCCGCUACCAAACUGUAGUGUUGCCAAGCAACAAAACUCUUAUCUGCCACCUACACAUUAUGGGAUAUGUGGGAAACCACAGUUCAUGGCAGGGUUGCUAUAAGAAGACACAAAGUUUAAGUAUCUGUAGUUGGAUGCAGUUGCAGGAGUUCUGUCAGGUUACAUCCACACACUUUGUGUUUUAUUGACGUUUUGUGAUUGACCAGCAACAUUUAAAAAAUAAAUAAAUUUAGCUUUAGAGAGAAAUAUCUCUACUGAGCUACUUUUGAGCACAGUUGCAGUCUUUUUGGGGCAGAUUUCAACCAGGUUUGCACAUCUGAAGACCAAAUAUGCAGAUGUGCAAAUCUGCAUAUUUGGUUUGCACAUCUGCAAACCAAAUAUGCAUCAGCUCAAACUCAAAUAGGAUAGAAUCUGCAAGCAUCAAGUCUUCCAACAAACUGUCACUUUGAUAUUGUUCUGGACUUUAAUUAGGCCAUUCUCCACAAU